UUAUAUACCGACAUGCUUAUGAAUUCUGAAGCUUGAUUUAUUUUUUUGGAGAAGUUCAUGAGUAUCGUGUUGACAGAAUUCAAAUCAAAAUAACCAAAUCAUCUGAUUCUUGAAAUUUUAAACAACACUAAAAUUGAAAAUAUUGGACUGAAUAUUUUAUAUGGCGUCGGCAUCAGCUGAAGAAUUUGACGUUACUGCAGAAAAUGAUAAAAAAGAGAAAUCUGAAUUAGAAGGACUUGAAUUUUUUCCGGAAAGAAGGGGUGAUAAAAUAUCUCGAAGUUGGUUUCGAUCCCUCUUUUUUGGUGAAACACGAGAUAAUUUGCAAAAGAUUAAAUGUGAAAGAAAUAUUCACAACGUUAUGGGGGAAAGCCCCUUAAUAAGGUUAAUGAUUGAUGCCCUGAGAGCCUCUGGUUGUGAAGUGAAUUUGAAUCGCCAUAUAUCAUGUGAGCCGUGUAGCAAAAUUGUUACUGGUGGUUAUGAUGCUGAAAUGAAUCAAAUUGUAAUAUGCCAGAAUACUGCAAGAACCAAAUCUGCAGUGCAGGGAGCUUUAGCUCAUGAAAUGGUUCACAUGUUUGAUUUUUGUCGGGCUAAUCUGGACUUCAAGAAUUUUGAUCACUUGCUUUGCACUGAGAUCCGAGCUGCAAAUCUUAUGCACUGUUCCUUUUUAAGUGCUAUGGUUAUGGGUACAGCUUCAUUAAUGCGCAUAAAAAGGCAGCAUCAGGAGUGUGUUAAAAGAAAAGCUCUAGCUUCAGCCGUAGCUGUUAGAAAUGUUUCUCAAGAGGAGAGUAAAGCAGCGCUAGACAGAGUAUUUACAAAAUGUUAUAAUGAUUUAGAGCCCCUAGGUAGGCGUUUAAGAAGAAAUUCCCAUGAUAUGGAUAGAGUUUAUAGAGAAAGGUAUCUCUAUGGAUAUGGCCAUGCAUAGAUUAAAUAAUAAAUUAAAUUAUUCAGUUUUUUAAUAGAGAUAAGACAUUUUUAUAUAGAGUCAUUUUUAUAGACUUAAAAUAAAUCCAUUGCAAAGUG
This is a messenger RNA of Stegodyphus dumicola, 1020 nucleotides long. RefSeq names its product mitochondrial inner membrane protease ATP23 homolog. The record is from RefSeq and is a predicted model, not a curated record. Lineage: Eukaryota; Metazoa; Arthropoda; Arachnida; Araneae; Eresidae. Gene Ontology annotation, molecular function: metalloendopeptidase activity. Gene Ontology annotation, biological process: mitochondrial protein processing; mitochondrial proton-transporting ATP synthase complex assembly.